CUCCUAGAAGAUGACUUCCAGUUCAUCCUCUGCGAGGGCUGCCACCAGGAAUCGCCCGACCUCAAGCUCCUCACCUGCCUCCACACCUUGUGCCUCAGUUGCUUGAGCAAGAACAAGCUCGUUGGGCAGUGCCCUGUGUGCCAGACGGCCAUCCCGCAGGCCGGCGGCAUCCCCGACACGGACAACCUGCUCUUCACCAGCCUGCAGGCCAAGCUCAAGGUCUACAAGAAGAUCAUUGACACAGUUGACUUGUUUUGCAACAACUGCAAGAAAGCCGGUGAGUUCUGGUGCUCUGAGUGUGAGGACUUCUUCUGCAUCACGUGCUUCGAGGCCCACCGGUGCUACCUGAAGAGGGAUAGCCACGAAGCCAAGAGGGUGAUGGACAUCAGGGCAGGGUCUGCUACGGACUUCCUCAAGGGCACCAGGGAGACCAGUAACUUGUCCUGCUCCAACCCGACCCACAAGAGCCAAACUGCAAGCAUCUACUGCCCCGCGUGCCGCAAGCCCAUGUGCUGCGUCUGCGCCCUGCUGGACAACCAGCACACCCAGUUCCGCGACGUCCGCGACGAGAGCCGGCGCAGGCAGGAGGAGCUGAGCGCCAUGAGCCGGGAGCUGCGGAGCAUCCAAAACUCUCUGGCCUCUCUGCAGGAAGAUUUUGGAGGCUGGGCGAGGUCCAACACGCAGCAGGUGGACAAGCUCCUGAAGAUCAGUGACCACCUCCUGCAAGCUCAGCACAGGGCAAACAGGCACCUGGUGUCCAUGACCCGGGAGAUGCGGGCCAUGUCCCGCUCCCUGGCCACCAUCACCCCUGCCAUGGGACCCUUGCUGCAGCCCACGGCCAGCCCGCAGGACCCCUGCACUGCAGACAUGGACUGGAUGUUGCUGCCCUCCGACGUGCUGGAGUUCCCUCCCAGCACCCCACAGAAACAUGAAGGAGGCCCAGCGGCCCCUUCCCCCAGCAGACCCUCUUGUGCCACCCCUGCCACCAGCCCAGCGUGCUCCAAGUCCUCAAGCUCAUCAUCCGAGGGGGAACACUCCAGAUCAGGGCACCCUACUAGGGCCAAGCGUGGUGGGAAGACCAGCGCCAGACUUCGGAAGCGGAGGAGAAAGUGA
Messenger RNA from Tauraco erythrolophus (red-crested turaco), 1113 nucleotides. NCBI's taxonomy places the organism in Eukaryota, Metazoa, Chordata, Aves, Musophagiformes, Musophagidae. The record is from RefSeq and is a predicted model, not a curated record.